Paralichthys olivaceus (Japanese flounder) is the source of this 2400-nucleotide messenger RNA. Lineage: Eukaryota; Metazoa; Chordata; Actinopteri; Pleuronectiformes; Paralichthyidae. The record is from RefSeq and is a predicted model, not a curated record.
AUGGACACAUUCUUCCGGCGUCACUUUAAGAGGAAGGAAGCUGUUCUUCAGAUGGAUGCAGAGGCUAAAUCCUGCCGCCAGCGGAGGCCCAGCGUUGCGGUGCCGACCAGUAGGGCCCGCCGCAGGUCCAGUGUUGGGCUUCCUUCCUCCACCCUGACCCAGCGGCGGCGGUCCAGCGUCCAGCUGCAGACCGGGCUACCGUGUGCAGACAGGGGGUGUUUGGCAAAGUCAUCCAGGAAUACUGGGUGGGCGGGGCAAGCUCGCAGGCGCUCCAGCACCACCACCCCAAGCCUCAACCCGAGGUUCGCCGUGCGUCGCAGGAAGUGUGGGAAGCUGCGAACCAUCGACACUCACCUUCUGGGGCCUUCCAUGUUGCUUGCCAGUCUGAUCCAGAUGACUGAGGAGGAGGAGGAAGGACUGGGGGCGGGGCUACCUGCCGGGGAGCAGCAGGUGGAGGUGAGGGGAGGGGCCAACAACAGUAGGAUCUUUUCCCGCUCCAGCAGUCUCCAAUCAGACGGUGACGAUGAGGGGGGCGAUUACUUCGCUGCCAACGACAGCCAAUCAGAAUCCAGUCAGCUGUCAGAUGUGGAGCAGCUGGACGAGGUGGACGAUGUCUCCUGGUCCCUUGAUCCACAGUUGUCUCUGUCCUCAACCGUCCUGGAGGUGAUGAGAAAGACGCCCCAGCUUACCCCGGCAUCGCGGCCCCUGAUCCGGGCCCCUCUCUGCCUCCGGAGGAACUCCUCUCAGGUGUUUGCAGGAGACACUGCUCCUUACAGCCGCCACCGCGCCUCCAGCCAGAGGAAGAGGAGGAGGAUCUCCACCAUAUCCAAAACUGGGCCUGGAAGAGGCCCCCCACCGACCAGCUGCAGGACUUCAGUCUACUACCUCAACCACCAGGCCUUCUACAGGGGCCCCGGAGCCCUCAGUCCAAUGGGGGCCAACAACUCCCACCUGGAGAGCUGGAGUGCCUUCCUGCUGAAAGCUAUUGCGAAGUCGGGCCUCCAGCACGUGGCCCCUCAGCCCAACGUGUCCUCAUCUGCACAGAGCGACCCGCCGAGGGAGCCCAGCAGCACCGUCGACUGGAGCGAAAACGCACAGUUUGGGGAACACAUCUGGUUCGAGACCAGCGGGUCUGGAGACUUCUGUUAUGUUGGGGAGCAGUACUGCGUCGCUAAAUCACUGCAAAAGUCUGUAUCGAGGAAGAAGUGUGCUGGAUGUAAGAUUUCAGUCCACACCAUGUGUAUGGAGCAGCUGGACAAGAUUAAUUUCAGGUGCAAGCCUUCGUUCAGAGAACCAGGAUGUCGAGCUGUUCGAGAGUCCAACGUUGUGCGACAUCACUGGGUCCACAGGAGGCGUCAGACAGGGAAGUGUCGACAGUGCGGGAAGGGAUUCCAGCAGAAGUUUUCAUUUCACAGCAAAGAGAUCGUUGCAAUCAGCUGCUCGUGGUGCAAACAGGCGUAUCACAACAAGGUGACGUGCUUCAUGCUGCAGCAUAUAGAGGAGUGUUGCUCUCUGGGAGCUCACGCUUCCGUCAUCAUCCCUCCAACCUGGAUCAUCAGGGGCCGCCGCCCACAGACGUCUCUGAAGUCCAGUAAGAAGAAGAAAAGAACGUCCCUGAAAAGCAACAAGUCGAGUAAGAAGGGAUCUGAGCUCCAAGAUGGCCGCUGGAAGCCCUUCCUGGUGAAGCCUCUGCCGUCUCAGCUCAUGAAGCCUCUGCUGGUGUUCGUUAACCCAAAGAGCGGCGGAAACCAGGGAGCAAAGAUCCUGCAGUCCUUCAUGUGGUACCUGAACCCUCGGCAGGUGUUUGACCUGACAAAGGCUGGACCCAGAGAGGGACUGGAGCUGUACGGCCAAGUGCCCAACCUGAGGAUCCUGGCCUGUGGAGGAGACGGGACGGUUGGAUGGAUCUUGUCAGUUUUGGACCAGUUCAGUCUUUGUCCUCAGCCUCCUGUGGCCAUCCUUCCUCUGGGGACCGGCAACGACCUUGCAAGGACUCUGAACUGGGGAGGGGGUUACACUGAUGAGCCCAUCACAAAGAUCCUGUCACAUGUCGAGGAUGGAGACGUGGUGCAUCUGGACCGCUGGAACCUGAAGGUGGAGGCAAACCCCGACGCUCGACCCGAGGAGCGAGACGGGCAUCAGACCGACAGACUUCCUAUUGACGUCUUCAACAACUACUUCAGUCUGGGCUUCGACGCUCACGUCACACUGGGCUUCCAUGAAUCCAGAGAGGCGAAUCCAGAGAAGUUUAACAGCCGCUUUAGGAACAAGAUGUUCUAUGCAGGGACGGCAUUCUCAGACUUCCUGAGUGGGACUUCGAAGGACCUCGCUAAGCACAUCAGUGUGGUGGUGAGUGGAGCUGACGAUGAUAACACUAACGUCAUGUUUCCUCAUGAUUGA